ACUUAUGUAUGUGUGUAUGUGUAUAUUUGUGCAUUACGCAUUUGCAAAGUAAAAACGUAAAAUUAAACAAAUAAAUCUAGAGUCUGGGGAUCAAAAUUAUUACCAGAAUCUUGAGAAUUGCCGCCGCAAUUGUCUACAGAUUGCGCCAUCUCCAUUGGCCAUGUACGCUACCAAUAAUGGCAGCACGAAUAAGGCGCCAAAUAGCAACUCCACCAAUUUGUUUGACAAUACGAUUACAGUCACGCCCAUUAAGGUAGAGCUAGGCGGAGCUAUCUCGUAUGGCGCGACAGCAAAUGCCGCUAGCAAGGUAGCCCCACCGGGACAGAGACGUACACCCAAUGCAGUGGUGGUCACCACACAGCAGCAGCAGCAACAACAGCAGCAGCAGCAUCUACAUCAUCCACAAGCUACACUGAGCAUGCCCACUAUGCAAGCCACAUUAGUGACAAAUUCGGGAAGUGUUUCUGUUCCGCCGCCGUCAACGACCUGUUCCAGCAUGAGUGUGACCCUAAAUACCGCAAUGCCCAAGGAGAAGACACCAUCUACAACGACAACGAAAGCGAGUCGUGUGCAGGUUGCCCGGAAGCCGCCACCCACAAUUGAUAACUUCUGGCCCAACAUCUUGCAGGAAGUGAAUGGAAUCGGUCAGGUAGAUGCUAAACAUCAGGUUUUGCCUCUAGCCCGUAUCAAGAAGAUAAUGAAAUUAGAUGAAAAUGCUAAGAUGAUAGCGGGCGAAGCUCCGCUGCUCUUUGCCAAAGCCUGUGAGUACUUCAUCCAAGAGCUGACCAUGCGGGCUUGGGUUCAUACGGAAGAGAGCCGACGUCGGACAUUGCAGCGUUCGGAUAUCGCUCAGGCCAUUGCGAAUUAUGAUCAAUUUGAUUUCCUCAUCGAUAUUGUGCCGCGCGAAGAGAUAAAGCCUUCACCGUCGUCUUCCUCAUCCUCGUCGUCUUCGGCGGCAGCAGCUGCACAGAAAAGCAACAAGGAAUCAAGCACGACAGCAAAUGCGACGAACACAUCGGCGAGUAAUAACAUCAAUUCUGGCCAAUCCGGUCUCUCAUCUGCGUCCGCCUCCUGCACUUCAGCAAAUAUAUCAAAUUUCAGUGUGCCUACCGCUGUCUCUGCUGGCCUCAAAUUGGAGACAGCCAGCGAUGUUCUGAAUUUCAGUACAGUCAAUGUGAAUCCGGAGCUUUUUGCCAGUCAAGUGCAGCAGGCACAGGUCCAUCACCAACAGCAACAGCAGCCACAACAAGUGCAGAUUAUUCAGCAAGGCGCUGGAGGACAACAGCUGCAAUAUUUUAUAGCACUGCCCGGUCAGCAGGCACAAACGCAACAAGCCCAGAAUCAUUUGGGUCUCAAUAUAGUGACAGCAGCAGCGGCGCAACAGCCUACACAGCAAUUGAUUCUUACAGCGGGACCGAAUGGCCAGUUGACUGCGACACCGGCGCCCACCCAGCAACAGCAAUUGCUACAGAAUCUUGCCCAGGCACAGGCGCAGGCUCAAGUGCAGCAGCAACAGCAGCACCAGCAGGUACAACAGCAGCAACAGCAAAUUCAGUUACUACAACAGGUCGUAACGCCAACUGGUGAAUUGGCCAAUGUGCCGAUUUCAAUCAAUGCAAAUCAGCUGCACUUACUCCGGCUGCAGAUGCAACAGCAACAACAACAACAGCAAGCUGCCCAGGUGGCGGCAGCAGCAGCUGCAGCCCAACAUCAACAUCAGCAGCAUCCGCAGCAGCAACAGGUUAUCAUUCCUACCCAGUUGCUAACGGGCCAACAGAUUCUUCAAUUGGGCGCCAAUGCCCAGCAACAGCAGCAACAACAACAGCAGCAGGUUCAGGUGCAACAGCAUCUUAGCCAAACUAGUGCUUCAGCAACUACCCAAGCCACACCCAUAUUCAUUAACUCAACCAACGGGCAAGCGCAAACACAUCAAAACCCACCAUCUCAGACCAUUUCCAGCAUACAACAGUCCAACGAUCGCAGUCUGAGCGGUGCAUUUCGGUAAAAUCAGGAGAUGGCUUAUGAGGAGGAUAUUGGCAUGGUCCAACUACUUCUCAAACCCACCCCCACCCCGCAAAUCCCCUUCGAUUUUAGAUCUAAGCUAUAAAGUGUAGAAUUAAGAAAGAGAUUUAGUUACAUAUGCGUGACUCCUCUCCAGCAUCAUAUCGAAGCAUCGGAAGGCAUUGAGUCAAAAGAUUAGGAUUAGAUUUUAAGGUUUCUAUUUAACUAGGUCAUCUUGUAAAAAGGAAUUUUGAAUAGCAGUCGGAUAUAUAUAUCAGAAUAUAUAUAUAAUUUUUUUUCUCUCUCUCUCGAACUAUUGUAAUUUAUUGCAUCAGUACAGAAUUGGAACUGUAUUGAUGACCAAAAAACCUUUCCGAUAUAUAUAUAUAGAUAUACAGACACACACAGGCGAAAAGAGUUUUCAUUACUUUUAUUAGAUAUCAUUUGAUUUUCUCUAUUUUUAACGAUAAGUAACCGUAUUCCGUUUGGGUGAUUAGUGUCCUCAUUGUAGCAGGAGAGGAUCGCAGAUUAGGGUUUAUUGUGUAAUUAGUGGAGUCUUACCAAUCAAAAACCAUUAAGUUUUCAAAACGUUUUCGAAACGGUUCGUCAGAAAAUGCAAUUCAGAACAGAAUAUAAUUUCUUCAUUAAUCUGAAAUUAAAUUUCUUCAUUUGUAAAUGAACUAACAAACCGUUUGAUUUUGCCAAAAAUUUUAAAACGCUAUCGUAGUUUACCUGUCAAUUGGUUUUCAAAUAGUUCUUAAAGGUUUUUCGAUUUUGAAUUUGUGCGCCCUGUAAAAGCCAUUAAAUUUUCAUAGAGCAUUUCAUAACUCAAAACAUUGGCAACUGGAUAAAAUUUAUAGAUCUUUAUUUAUUUAUUGACCAAUAUCUUUUAUAUUCAAGAUAAAUGGAAAAAUAUUUGCGAGAUAUUAACAAUUACUUUUUAUUCCACGGAAAGUGAAAGUGGGAAAGCAAUUUUCAUCGGAAACAGUCUGGUUAAAAUAAUUCAACGAAUCUAAAACGAAUCGGUUUAAAGUGGAAUCUUUAUCUGGCAUCAUGCCCGGGUUUGGUUCCGCAUUAUGUAUUUGUAUAUUUGAAUUAAGCUCAAAUCAAAAACAAGAAAAACUUAAGAAAUUACCAAUAAUAAGUCACAAAGAUAAUGUGCCAGUA
Messenger RNA from Drosophila willistoni, 3168 nucleotides. RefSeq names its product nuclear transcription factor Y subunit gamma (gene Nf-YC). Gene Ontology annotation, biological process: regulation of DNA-templated transcription. Lineage: Eukaryota; Metazoa; Arthropoda; Insecta; Diptera; Drosophilidae. Gene Ontology annotation, cellular component: nucleus; CCAAT-binding factor complex. The transcript is spliced from 3 exons. Gene Ontology annotation, molecular function: protein heterodimerization activity; DNA-binding transcription activator activity, RNA polymerase II-specific. The record is from RefSeq and is a predicted model, not a curated record. The coding region runs from base 161 to 2005 and encodes 614 amino acids.